UGAGAGGUCUAAUCGCAGUAAUUUAGCUAGACGCGUGCAUGCUUUGAGGGCAAAUGUGAAAAAUGCUAUGUCCCUGACUCGAAGGGAUGUUACAUUAGACUCGGACUGUGUUUGAAGCAAGACUCUCGCACCGCUGGUAUAUCUCGGAAUACGAUUUUGAUCUGUGGUUGUUUCAUUGCACCGGCAGUCUCAGUCGCUGCCCCAGACGCAAGACCAGCAAAGGAACCCACGCGAUUGGGAAGGUAUGGAUGAGCAGUCAUGCGUGUUGCCCAGCUGAGGCCCGUGAAGCACGAGAAUGUACAGGAGGAACGGUCUCACGGCCGGCGUUGCAGUCACCUCCGCCACUCCAGAGGGCAGCAGCAGCUCCGAGUCUCUGGAUGGGCCGAGCGUGGACUACGCCAAAAGCUACGACGCCGUCGUGUUUGACGUGCUGAAGGUGACGCCCGAGGAGUUUGCUAGCCAGAUAACGCUGAUGGAUGCCCCAGUAUUCAAAGCAAUUCAACCAGAGGAGCUGGCCAGCUGUGGGUGGAAUAAGAAGGAGAAGCACAGUCUGGCUCCCAAUGUGGUGGCCUUCACCCGCAGGUUCAACCAGGUCAGCUUCUGGCUGGUACAGGAGAUCCUAAUGGCCCAGACCUUGAAGAUCAGAGCUGAAAUCUUGAGUCACUUUGUGAAGAUUGCAAAGAAACUCCUGGAACUGAACAACCUCCACUCUUUGGUGUCUGUGGUCUCCGCUCUGCAGAGCGCCCCCAUCUUUAGGCUGAGCAAGACGUGGGCGCUGAUCAGUCGGAAGGACAAGGCCACAUUUGAGAAGCUGGAUUACCUGACAUCCAAAGAGGAGAACUACACACGCAUGAGGGAGCACAUCCAGUCCCUGAAGAUGGUCCCCUGUAUCCCCUACCUGGGGAUUUACCUGUUCGACAUGACCUACAUCGAUUCCGCCUACCCGGCCUCAGACAGUAUCAUUGAAACAGAGCAGCGGACCAAUCAGAUGAACAACCUCUUGCGAGUCAUCUCCGACCUGCAGGUGUCCUGCAACUAUGAUCACCUGGUGACCCUACCACAUGUACAGAAAUAUUUGAUGUCGGUACGCUACAUCGAAGAGCUUCAGAAGUUUGUGGAGGACGACAACUACAAGUUGUCCCUGAAAAUUGAACCCGGGACCAGCCUAGCCUCCUCCAAGGAAGACAUGACAGGAUCUUCCGAGGUUGCCGUCUCUGUGAGGUACAGCCGUCGGCCCACCUGCCCAGACACCUCUGUGAGCAUCCACCUGCCCACUCCCCCUCCAACCCGCCACAGGAAGAGCCACAGCCUGGGAAACAACAUGAUGUGUCAGUUCAGCUUGGCACAGAGCAAGAGCGCCACCUUCCCCAUUGACAAACCCCGCCACCUGCUGGACGACAGCUUCCUAGAGUCCCACAGCCCCGCCAGGGACCAGCCACAUAGCUCUGCCUACGCCAACGGCCUCUCUUUAGGCAGCAGCCAAAGUUCAGUCAGCGAAGAUCUCUCCAGCGCAGUCGAAAGGGGUCGCCUUUAUGCUACACUGGGCCCCAACUGGAAGGUUCCGGCUCGGAAUUCCCCCAGGAGCCGCACCCAUGUUCACAGCCCUCCAGGAGAAUGUGCUUUCCAAGGUGGCAGAGAGCCAGACAGCAUUACUAUUGAGGGCCCGUUGCGUAGGAAGACCCUGCUGAAAGAAGGGAAGAAGCCCACGCUCUCUUCCUGGACUCGGUUCUGGAUUGUUCUCUCAGGCACGAUGCUAACUUUCUACAGCUCAAAAGCACUGAGGGCCUCGGAGAGAAAGCAUUACAAAUCCACACCCUCUAAAAAGAUUUCACUGGCUGGAUGGAUGGUGGUGCUACCAGAUGACCCAGAGCAACCUAACAUCUUCCAGCUGAAUGACCCAGAUAAAGGAAAUGUUUACAAGUUCCAGACUGGAUCUAGGUUUUCUGCAAUCAUCUGGCACAAGAAUCUGGACGACGCCUGCAGGAGCUGCAGGCCAAAGAUACCAACCAACCUAAUGUCAUUUGAGUAGCUGAUGGGGCCUCAAGACAUAUAGUGCCAAACACAAUAAGGUAAGAGGAUGUGACCAAGCAAACCAGCUGGAAUUAUGGGAGACAGAAUGGAAGAAACAUGGAAUGUGGACAUUCAGCGUGACCACAUCAAUGUGGGCUUUGAGCCAGCGCAUCCUAUCCCAUCUGAGACUGUUGGGGGGGGGGGGGGACCUCACUGGGGUACCACAAGUGAAAUUGAGAAGACAAGCAAGCGACACUUCCUGCCUCUGGUCUGGGAGUGACAGUAUUGUGCUGUUUGUUCCUGUUAGCAACGCUGCGAGGGAACAAGGAUGCUGAUCUGCCUGAGUUGGGUUUUAAAAUGGAGGAGGAAAAGUCCCAUCAGAUAGGGAAUGACAGAUUUGGACUGUAAAGAGAGAGAUGAAGAGACUUUGCCCCAAAACUCAUCAGUAGGGAAUCCCAAUGCCUUUUGAACACUCCAAGAAGAGAAAUCCAAGAAAAAGUAAGUGGACAAUGACGAAUUCCAGCAGCUGGCUCUAAACUGUUUAGUGCUUUUUCAAUUAUCUGUUUUGCCCAUUGCAACCUUAGCUCCUCUUUAUUUUGCACAGAUACUUAUUUGGAGGAAUCACGUCACCCUAUCUUUUCCAUGGCAGAUCAGCUCAGUGCUCAUACAGUGGAGUUUCUUGGGUCAGUGCGUGCUACUGUUCACAGCAUGUGCUCCCACAAUACUAUCCUGGUUAAACCUGGUUUCCCAGCUCUGAUUCUCAGAACAGUCUUGCGUCUUGGUCCAUGUUUGGUCCGCAUGUUUGGUCCUGCACUGUGGUAUUCAAAAAGAGCCAAUGACUGUGUGUGAGUGUGUCAGAGGUUUGCGUUCAUUUCUCUGUGUGAGCACAGCGGGUGUUGCAGAGAAGUGGGAGUGAUGUAGUAUAAUUACCUAUUCUAAUAGGGUGAAAAAAUAGAGAAUGCAGGAGAUAAUCAAAAUGCAGAUAAAGAGAGAUACAAGAAGACUUACAAUAUUACUUUGCACUAAAUGCAUGGUGAUCAUCAGAUGAGGACAAUAACAAUAGGUGAAUGGUGAGAUUGCAGAAGGCAAAGACAGACUCUAAUACCUUAAAUGAUCAUUUAAAUGUUCAUUUACUGUGUGACUAGUGACAACAGACUUGGUGAGUAAGUAGGAAGGUCCUUUCUGAGGUCAUUGGACAGUGGUGAGCUGGGAUUUCAGCACAGGAAGGAAAUGGUCAGUUUUUAUGAUGGGUCCUCAUUUUCUGAUAAAAAAGAUGUGAGAAGUUAAAGGAACAACAAGUUGUGUCUGUCUUGCCGGUUGAGGACAUCAUAUGCAUUACCCCUGUCAGGGCUUCAUGUAAAACUGUCAGAGACUUUUAUUGAAUAAACGACAGAAGAAAACAUCCAUAACUAUACUUCCAGUAAAACCUUUUAAAUUAUUAUUCCAUAAAAAUGCCAUAGAACAAUCAACCCCUAACAAUCAAAGCUUUCACAAAUGGAGCCACUAGAAGUCAUUGUCCUCUCAAAUCUUAGGUCCUGAAUAAUUGCAGUCUCUCAAACUCUGAAAUUCAUGAAAUUAAAAAGGGAUCAAGAUUCAAACACCUCUCUAUUAUUAUUUUGACCGGGAUGACCCUAUUUUCAUUAUAACCUUUUACACUACUGAGCCAGCUGACAAAUCUUUUUUUUAUCUAUUAUUCUGUUAUCUGUGAAUGAAUGUCUCACUAGCUUUAUGUGAACAGUCAUGAGAUGGAGAUGGCUAUUUCAGUGUUGAAGAGCUGACCUGGCUGUAGAGCUCCACCUUACUUUUGAACUUUUAUACACUACACUUGUGUGUCACAAAAGCUAAGGAAAAAAUGUAUUUUGAUAAAUAACGAUGUCCUGUAAAUGAGCUUCUUGUCCUCCGCUUUUGAGUUUUUACUGAUUAAAAAUUUAUACGGUAUGUCAGUUGAACAUAUUAUGAUGGUAGGUCUAUGGAAGCUCCCGAUAGUUAGUGUUGAUAUUUUGUAUGACUUUAUUUUACAGAAGUUCACAGAACCUCUUUAGAUACAAUUUUGUGUGCAGUUGCUUUGUGCAGAUUGUAAUUUGUAAAUGAUAAUAAUAAUAAUAAUUCAGUUUUAUGUUUGUGACAGGACAACCGCAGCAGCCAGGCAAAAAAAAAAAA
Molecule: messenger RNA, 4170 nt
Organism: Megalops cyprinoides (Indo-Pacific tarpon)
Lineage: Eukaryota; Metazoa; Chordata; Actinopteri; Elopiformes; Megalopidae
Product: ras-specific guanine nucleotide-releasing factor RalGPS1-like
Exons: 20
Coding region: 296-2029 (577 amino acids)
Biological process (GO): Ras protein signal transduction; positive regulation of GTPase activity
Cellular component (GO): plasma membrane
Molecular function (GO): guanyl-nucleotide exchange factor activity
Source: RefSeq, a predicted model, not a curated record